UCAAACCUCUCCUGGAUUCGCUAUCGAUAGUAGUGCGUUAACGCCCUGGGCAAACGCUCUACCAAACCGCGGUACUUAUGUAUCAAUUUAUGAUUCCAUCCGAUGAGAAAUCUGGAGAAAGCAAAAGGAAGUGAAAAAAAGGUAAAAGAGAAAAUGACGCUCAAACGAGCAGAAUCUUAGCUGGAUGCACUACUCCCCACACUUCCCUUCCCCUCGAGGCCGCCUCCUUUUCUCUUGACGACACAGUAUUCCUCCACCACAACUGCCGCAGCUGCUGCCGUCAGGAGCUGAGAACUGAAUCCACAAUGCCCACCAUCACCACGAGCUCUUCGCUCUUCUUCAUUGUGUCUUUCUUGAUUCUAUCCUUCGCAUCGCUUCCCUUACCCUGCGCUUCAAAUCCCAGCCGUCGGAUCCUUCAUCGACCAUUCGUCCCUUUAGAUACUUUCCCUCCAUCUCAGCCUCCUUCCCCAUCCCCACCCACCACCACCACGCCGCCUAAGUUCCCUUAUUUUUCUUCUACUACCCCUCCCGGUGCUCCAUUUUUUCCGACCUACCCCUCCCCUCCUCCUCCUCCCUCUCCAAUCGCGUUUGCUUCUUUUCCAGCUAAUAUCUCCUCUCUCGUCCUUCCACAUUCCCCCAAACCUCAAUCCAAUUCUUCUAAGCUCCUCGCGGUCACCGCCGCCGCUGCAAUCUCUGCCGUCAUUGUUGUGGGGAUUAUUGUCUUUUGCUACUGCCGCCGGAGGUUUCAGAACCGUAAAUUUGCCGAUGAUGACAAGGCCUAUAGAUCAUCUGAUAAUAGUACUCGAAGGUACAGUACGAAUGCGGAGACCAGAAGUAUUGCUGCUCCAAAACUAAGAACCAAUUCAACGAGCUCCGAGUUUCUCUAUCUUGGUACUCUAGUCGACUCCACGGGAAUCAACGACAGCUCUAGUGGUGCCGUGGGUCCUCGGAAACUGGAUUCGCCGGAGCUCCUGCCUCUUCCGCCGUUGAAUAAGCAAGAUUUCAGGCAGAAUUGCCGGAGUGGAGAGGCUGGGUCCACUGCUGGGGACGAUGAGGAGGAGUUCUACUCGCCGAGAGACUCUCUCGGUGGCCGGGAUAGCUCGAGUGGGGCUGGAUCCGGGUCAAGGAGAGUUUUUGCGGACUUGGCCGGAGCUGAUUUUGGAAGGAGGAACAGCGAUUCGAGCUCUUGCUCGUGUUCCUCGUCCUCUACAGGGUCUCCAUCGCGCUCGAUUAGUAUUUCACCUCCGGUUAGCUUGAGCCCACAUCCUAAAUCGCCGGAAACCGUGGCGGUAGAGAGUCCUGCGCCACCUCCGCCACCGCCUCCCCCUACAUUUCAGCUAUAUCAUGGAAUAGCAUUUAGUGGCGAGAGAAGGUCUCCUUCGCUGUCUAUGGUUUCUUCUUCGCCAGAUAGAAGCCUUGGAGGGAAUAUACAUGCAUCAGGGAGACCAUCGGAUGUAUCAGACCAAAACGCAGGGUCCGAUUCAUCGGCGUCUCCUAUAUUGUCGAAGGUUUCAAAUCAAAAUGUGCGGUCUCCUUCACUGUCCCCAGCAAGAAUAGAUAAUGAAAUCAAUCGAAAUAUGCAGUCUCUCUCACUGUCGUCGGCUUCUACAUCACCAAACGGAAGUUGGGCUCCAUCGCCGAGAAAAUCCAAUGAUUUUGAUCCAAACGUUCCGUCUCCUUCACUCUCUUCAGCAUCUAGUUCUCCCGAUAGACGUUUGGAGAAAAGUCACAUCGCAAUUCCAAGAUUAUCAAACUCUUCACUCCCUUCAACUUCAUCUUCUUCAUCUUCGUCUUCUCCAGAGCCAGGUCUGAAGAAAAGCCCAGCCUUGAAUGUGAAAAUUAGCAGUGCCUUAGAGUUGACUAAUUCAGUAUUAACACCUCCACCACCGCCUCCUCCUCCUCCUCCGCCACCACAAAGAUCUUGGGAGUCUCCGGUUGAGCCAACACCAAUUGGCCAACCGAUCUUGAAGCCACCAUCUCUUAUACCACCUUCUAGGCCUUUUGUGUUGCAGAACACAAAUAAGAUUUCCUCAGGGGAGUUGCCACCAAGUUCUAAAACUGUGGAAAAUCUAGAGGAGACUCCCAAACCGAAGUUGAAGCCUUUGCAUUGGGACAAGGUGAGAGCGAGCUCUGAUCGUGAGAUGGUGUGGGAUCAGUUGAGAUCAAGCUCCUUCAAGUUGAAUGAGGAAAUGAUUGAAACAUUGUUUGUAAACAAUCCUACCUCCAAACCAAAUCAAAUGACCCCGAGAUCAGUUCUACCCUGUCCAAACCAAGAGAAUAGAGUCCUUGAUCCAAAAAAGUCGCAGAAUAUUGCAAUUUUGUUAAGAGCGAUUAACGUAACUGUUGAGGAAGUUUGCGAAGCCCUUUUCGAAGGUAAUGCAGACAUGCUUGGAAGUGAACUCCUUGAAAGUCUGUUGAGGAUGGCGCCGACCAAAGAAGAGGAACGCAAGUUGAAGGACUACAAAGAAGAUUCUCCAACCAAACUUGGACCAGCUGAGAAAUUCUUGAAGGCACUGCUUGAUAUACCUUUUGCAUUUAAAAGGGUGGAUGCAAUGCUUUUCAUAGCUAAUUUUGAAUCUGAGAUCGAGUACGUCAAAAAGUCUUUUGAAACACUUGAGGCUGCCUGUGAAGAAUUAAGAAGUACUAGGAUGUUCUUGAAGCUUCUGGAAGCUGUGCUUAAGACGGGGAACCGCAUGAAUGUGGGGACUAACCGCGGUGAUGCACAGGCCUUCAAGCUUGACACUCUCCAUAAGCUUGUUGAUGUCAAGGGUGCAGAUGGGAAAACCACACUCUUGCAUUUUGUUGUUCAAGAAAUUAUAAGAACUGAAGGUGCUCGUCUUUCCGGGACCAAUCCAACUCCAAGCUCUACACUGAGUGAAGAUGCCAAGUGUAGGAAGCUUGGCUUGCAGGUUGUUUCUGGUCUUAAGUCAGAGCUCACCAAUGUGAAGAAAGCAGCUGUUAUGGAUUCUGAUGCACUUAGCAGUGAAGUAUCCAAACUUUCUAGAGGCAUUGAGAAUAUCAAUCAACUUGUGCAGUUAAACGAAACCAUGGGGUUGAAUGAAAGCGGUAAGAAAUUUCUGGAGUCAAUGAGCAGAUUCUUGAAAAUGGCUGAGGAGGAGAUUCUAAGGAUUCAGGCCCAAGAAAGUGUUGCUCUGUCUCUAGUGAAGGAGAUUACAGAAUACUUCCAUGGUAACUCGGCAAAGGAAGAAGCGCACCCGUUCAGAAUCUUUCUGGUGGUAAGAGACUUCCUAACGAUUCUCGAUAGGGUCUGUAAAGAAGUUGGGAUGAUAAAUGAGAGAACAAUCAUUAGUUCUGCCCACAAAUUUCCAGUUGCAGUGAAUCCUAUGCACCCACAAGUUUUUCCAGUAAAUCCAACUCUCCCACAACCAUUUCCUGGAUACCAUGUAAGGGAGCAUUACAGUUCCUCUGAUGAUGAAAAUGCAGCUCCUUAGCAGCAAGUGUCUGUGAGUUGCACCAGGUUAGACUUCUUUGGUGCCUUUGGGGCCUGAUUCUGCCAAAACUGGUUAUAGCUGGUUUUAAGCUUGUAUGGGCUAGCCUGCCAUAUUAACGUAGUUUAUAUAUAUUUUCAAUUUCUUUUUGUAUAAAUCAUUGUAAAAGGAUUUGGAAUUUUGUAGUAUAGAUAAAUAUACAGGGAGAAAUCUUGUCAUGGAAGAAAGAAUAAGGCAAGUCUGCCAGAUUGUCGGGUUUGGACAUUUCA
This is a messenger RNA of Tripterygium wilfordii, 3718 nucleotides long. Its product is annotated as formin-like protein 1. The transcript has 4 exons. The coding region runs from base 306 to 3452 and encodes 1048 amino acids. The record is from RefSeq and is a predicted model, not a curated record. Lineage: Eukaryota; Viridiplantae; Streptophyta; Magnoliopsida; Celastrales; Celastraceae. Gene Ontology annotation, molecular function: actin filament binding. Gene Ontology annotation, biological process: actin cytoskeleton organization; actin nucleation.